CUUUCUCCCAGCCAUGUUAAACAGAUUAAAGAGGAUUCACUUGUGUAAAGACUCAAGCAAAAGCUCUGCUGUUUAUUUUUGGAUCUUCCGAGAAUAACACAACUACAGCCACAGUGCUUAGAACUGCACAGGGAUCUAAAUGAAGUAAGUUACCUUUGCCUUGUGGGACAGAGUUUUGUAGUAGAGCAGCCAGUCAGUCAGAGGCUUAGUAGGUCAGCUCAGUGUUGUCUCUGCCCUCUGCACCACUGGGCUGGGAUCACACUUUCAUCUACUGAGCUGAGACUUGUUGGACACAGAGGCUCCCUGCACAACUCCACCAUGUCUCUCAGGCUGCUGCCUGCUUUCGUUGUGGAUAACGACGACGAUGAUGAUGGUAACUUCACAAAAUGGAUGAGUAGUUACUGGGGUCACGGAGCAGAAGGUGGACACUCCAGGGACAGGAAGCGCAGUUUCAGAAGAGCCACAAAAACACAAGGGGACCGAAGAGCAUCACUCCCAACUGUGUCACAAUUAGACGCCAUGAAGCUGAACAGGCUGCACACAGCGACAAUGGCUCCCAGCCCGAGCCACAUCAAAACCAGGGAGGAGAAGGGGGAGGUGAGGCCCCACCAGAGAGCUCGCCGUGCCUCCUCAGAUGAAAACAGCCGCUCCAAGUCGGGCAUCCCGGAGAACCGCAUCACCACCAUCCCAGAGCUCACAGAGUCAUUCGAGAAGAGACUCUUUCUCCGGGAUAAGAGGACCAUGUCUCUGAUUGAGGACGACAAGUUGUGCCUGAUCUGUCACGAGGACAUGAAGAAGAACGGAGGAGUUCAAGAGCUGCACUGUACACACCGCUUCCACAAAGAGGCGGCUCGGAGGUCAGAGCAGUGUCGGCCCAGCAGCGGCAGUGAAACAGCAGCGGGUCAGGUGAGGAGACUCUCGGAUGAGAGGAGGAAGUCGGCAGACGGGCCGAUCUGCAUGGAGAAGGAGCAGCACACACUCCGUCGUCAACUUUCCCUGCGGAGACAUCGCUGAUA
Molecule: messenger RNA, 1016 nt
Organism: Epinephelus moara (kelp grouper)
Lineage: Eukaryota; Metazoa; Chordata; Actinopteri; Perciformes; Serranidae
Gene: lnp1
Product: leukemia NUP98 fusion partner 1
Exons: 4
Coding region: 319-1014 (231 amino acids)
Source: RefSeq, a predicted model, not a curated record